Messenger RNA from Solanum verrucosum, 2568 nucleotides. Its product is annotated as protein STRUBBELIG-RECEPTOR FAMILY 3-like. Gene Ontology annotation, molecular function: ATP binding; protein kinase activity; protein binding. The record is from RefSeq and is a predicted model, not a curated record. The transcript is spliced from 16 exons. The coding region runs from base 128 to 2365 and encodes 745 amino acids. Gene Ontology annotation, biological process: protein phosphorylation. Lineage: Eukaryota; Viridiplantae; Streptophyta; Magnoliopsida; Solanales; Solanaceae.
AAGUGAAGAUCUUUGUGUGUUUUGCAGAGUGUUUUCUUUUUGCUGGAACUGUGAAGCAAAGAUUUGAAGGAAAAAGGACAGAGGAAGAGGAAGCAGGAAAUUUGUGUUCUUGGAGUGUCCCUUGGUGAUGAUUGGUCACAAGAUGUGUGGACUAUAUAUGAAGAUUUUGUUUGUAUUUGCAGUUUUUGCUGUUCAAAAUUGCCAGGGGUUUACUGAUCCUCGUGAUGUAUUUGCCAUAAAUAGUUUAUAUACUAGUCUGGGCUACCCCUUGCUUCCUGGAUGGGUGCCAUAUGGAUUAGACCCUUGUGGUGAUCUAUGGCAUGGUGUACUCUGUGUCAAUUCCAAUGUAACUGGAAUAGUACUAAAUGAUUCAAAUUUGGGAGGUGAAUUAAGUGAGGGCAUAGGAAGCUUUGCUUCAAUCAUACAAAUAGAUCUCAGCAACAACCAUAUUGGAGGCAGUAUACCAUCCAAUUUGCCUGUCACCCUCAAAACCUUGUCUCUCUCUGGUAACCAGCUUACUGGGAGCAUUCCAGACAACAUAUCCUCGUUAGGGCAAUUAACAGACUUGUCGUUGAACAACAAUCAUCUCAAUGGAGUCAUUCCAGAUGCCUUUCUGCAACUUAAGACUUUGAUUAACAUGGACUUAUCUGGGAACAGUUUAAGUGGUCAGCUGCCUCCUUCAGUGGGGACUUUGUCGUCACUUACUACCUUACACUUACAGAACAACCAGCUUUCUGGGAUCCUUGACGUUUUGCAAGAUCUUGCUCUAACGGAUUUAAACAUAGAGAAUAAUUUGUUCUCUGGGCCUAUACCGCCAAAAUUGUUGAGCAUCCCGACCUUCAGACGUACAGGGAAUCCUUUUAAUACUACUAUCAUCCCUUCACCACCCAUGAUAUCACCUUCUCCAGCACCAUUUGCGCUUUCUCCAGAUUUAGCCCCUUCACUGCCAUAUAUUGUACCGCCAGGACAGGAAUUACAGCCCUCUGGAAGGCAAAAGAGUAGUAAUUCAACCAAACAUGUCAAAUUGAUUGCUAUAGCCGGAUUAGUAUCCCUUGUCAUACUUGGAUUGGGUGUUUGCCUAUUGAUGUCACAAUUCUGCAAAAGAAGAAGAGAGACCCAAAAAGAAACCAAGAGACAUGAAACAUAUGAUCAUAGUUUGCCCAAGGCCAAGGGUAACCCUAAGCAUGAUCAAUCCCUGCAAAAACCAUAUUAUGAUGCUGAAAAAGAAGCAGGUUUGAGGCCAGUGGCUGGAAAUGGGAAAGCUCAGGGUAGGAACAUGUCAAUGAAUACUUCAGAGGCUGUGCAGCAGAAAGACGUGAAGAGCACUAUAUCAUAUACAGGCGAUGAGCUGGACUCGGAGAUGGAGUCAAUGAUAUCGGAUGUUCUUCCACCACCGCCACCACCUUUUCUUCAAACUCUUUCUGCUGAGAGGAUGGUUGUAAAUCCAAUUGUUCCCCCAAUUACCUCAGGCAAGCAUGCUAUGAAGAAUGUAAACUCUGCAGAGUUCUUCACCAUUGCCUUUCUUCAGCAAUAUACAAAUAGCUUUUCUCAAGAUAAUCUUAUUGGAGGAGGCAUGCUUGGAACAGUCUACAGAGCUGAGUCUCCCAAAAAACUAUUGGCGGUCAAGAAACUAGACACUGCUAUGACCAAGCGUCAAAGUGAUCAAGAAUUUGUUGAAAUGGUUUCCAAUAUCUCUAAACUUCAGCAUGAAAACAUUGUCAAACUUGUGGGUUACUGUUCAGAGCAUGGACAACGGUUGCUUGUCUACGAGUAUUGUAGAAAUGGUACCCUCCACGAAGCAUUGCACUUAGAUGAUCAGAUCCACAGAAAACUUUCCUGGAGUACACGUGUCCGCAUUGCACUUCAAGCAGCAAGAGCAUUAGAGUAUUUGCAUGAAGUUUGUCAACCACCUAUUGUCCACCUGAACUUCAAGUCCACUAAUGUUCUCCUUGAUGAUGAACUUGCUGUACAUAUGUCAGAUUGUGGUUUGGCACCUCUGAUGUCAUCUGAUUCCAUAAGACAGUUGCAAGGAUCCGGCUAUGGUGCUCCUGAACUUGAAUUGGGAAACUAUACUUGUCAGAGUGAUGUUUAUAGCUUUGGAGUUGUUAUGCUAGAACUUCUCACAGGAAGACAAUCUUACGACAGGUCCCGGCCUAGAGGGGAGCAGUUACUGGUUCGAUGGGCUAUUCCACGGCUGCAUGAUAUAGAUGCAUUAUCAAGAAUGGUUGAUCCUUCCCUAAAUGGUUGUUAUCCAUCCAAGUCUUUGUCUCGGUUUGCUGACAUAAUUUCCUUGUGUAUUCAGUCGGAACCUGAAUUCAGGCCACCAAUGUCCGAAAUCGUGCAAAAUCUUCUGCAGAUGAUCUAAAGAUAUCAUCAAGACUGAGUCUUUUAGCAUAGAUGGCAAGGAUUCAAGGAGAAAUCUUUACACAACAUUUUCAUUAAGCUCAAAUAUUGUGUGCUAACAUGAGUAAUGUAAUCUAUUGUAAUGUAAAUAGCAUUAUUAUGUUUUGCAACAUUUUCAUGUGUGAUUCUUUUUGGCAUAUCUGUGAGAAAGCAUUCUUUUAGUGU